CUGAACGUCUUGACACUGAGCUUGGUGACGAGUUGAGCAAGUUUGUGGCUACUCCCUGCUUUGUGGUUAUAGAGAGAAGAUUGUGUUUUUCAGGGUCGUGCUUUUCUUCCACAUUAGAUGGACUGCCAUUCUGGGAAGAUGGUUACUUUAGCCUUGGAGAUGGAUGUGUGGAAAAACAGGUAACCAGUGAUAAGUCUCCCGGCCAUGAAUCUGAUAGUGGUUUAUCAAGUGUGUACAUGUCGGAUGUUAUGAGCCCACUGUCUCUGUCAUGCGAAGAUAUUGUGAUGGACUUUAAACAUUCUGACAUGUCUGAAAACUAUCAAGGAAUGGAGUUGACAGAGGAAAAGCCUUUAUUUGAUGCCGAUCCAGACUUGCUGUCAUUUCUGAUGAGCCCUGAUGGAGAAGGUAACGUUGAGGACAAACCAGGUAGCCAUGUUGAGCAGAGUACGACAGACUCUGAAUCAUUAGACUAUAAUAUGAAUGUGAAGGAAACUAAAAGUUUUGAAAAUUCAUACAACGUGAUUACAAAUCAUAUUCCAAAGCCAUCCAAAUCCCCUGUGGUGCUGUGUGAAAAAAUAGACAAAGUGGCCAACACCAUGACAGAGGCCAAUGACAAAAUCGUUAUUACCCCGUUGUCCACCAAAAACUCGGCUGUUAAAGUAGUUAAGUUGGUGACCCCUAUAGCUGUGGGGAAAUCAGUCACCACUGAAGAAGUUGUGAAAGCUAUUGAAGUUAAAAACAAGAAAAACGCUCAAAAUGCCAAAGUGAAUCGAGAAAAAAAGAAGACCUACAUAAAAGGUCUUGAAAAUGAGGUUGAUGGCCUCAAAACUGAAAAUAACUCAUUGAAGGAGGAAGCAAAGGCACUUAGGAAAGAAAAAUGUGCACUGGAAGAGGAGGUGUCUUAUUUGAAAUCUGUGCUUGCCAAUGAAAGCAGUUUAUCAGCUUUGCUACAGAACAUUCCAUCUGUGAAAAAAGUGAAAUUAUCAUCUUCAUUCUUGUCUUCAAAGAGAAAUGCUGAGGAAGACCAUGACUACAAGGGUGCUGCAAAAAAGCUCAGGAAAGGUGGUGUGUGUUUACAUGUGGAGGGAGAGAAUGUCUCCUUGGAGUUUUGUUCUCGUUGUGCUAAGAUGGCAUCCAAGAGUGGUGUAGAUAAGUGACUGAUGGCUUGAAUGCUGAAACUGGUCCAGACAUUCACUCAUGUUGCAGCGACACACAGACCAGAUCAUCAACUUAGUUAUGCUGGUGGCAAGUGGGGCUACUUCAGAUCCAGCAGCACAAGACCUUGAGAUGACCUGAGGCAGUGGGUUCCCAGCAAAGCUUUGUAUCAAUGAAAAAAAAAAUG
Messenger RNA from Liolophura sinensis, 1342 nucleotides. RefSeq names its product probable basic-leucine zipper transcription factor D. Gene Ontology annotation, molecular function: DNA-binding transcription factor activity. The record is from RefSeq and is a predicted model, not a curated record. Lineage: Eukaryota; Metazoa; Mollusca; Polyplacophora; Chitonida; Chitonidae. The transcript has 2 exons. Bases 237 to 1157 code for a protein of 306 amino acids. Gene Ontology annotation, biological process: regulation of DNA-templated transcription.